AAUGAGAGUCUGAGCCGCAAGAACAGGUGAAUGAUUACUGAAUUACUGUAGGACUACUGUUAAUGCCGUCGUCUAAAUUUAUCCGUUAUCUUGGUCCCAUAAUAAACAAAUAGUGGAUGUUUUCACGCGAGCGGUCCAAUUAACUUUAAUAAUGGGAGCCCAAAUAAAAAUCGGAGAUACGUGACAAAAAGAGGUCGACAACUCGCCAAAAGCCUGGAAUUAGCAGCAAGGUUGAGCUGAGAGUGGCACCAUGUUGUCAGGGGAGGAGAUUCUGUGCAGCACGCGGCAAGUGAUAGCGGGCCUGGAGGCGCUUCGUGGCGAGAACCACACCCUCCUGGACGACCUGCAGAAGGCGCUGGAGGGCCGGCCGGCGGCCGACAGUGGCAGUGUGGAGCAGGAGAAGAGUGGCAUCAUCCGCCAGUCUCUGGAGAGGAUAGAGCUGGGCCUGGGAGAGGCACAGGUGAUGAUGGCUCUGUCGGCCCACCUGGGCUCCCUGGAGGCGGAGAAGCAGAAGCUGCGGACCCAGGUACGGAGGCUGUGCCAGGAGAACCAGUGGCUGAGGGACGAGCUGGCCGGGGCCCAGCAGAGGCUGCAGGACAGGGAGCAGGAGGUGGUCACCCUGGAGGAGCAGAACAGACACCUGCAGUUCAUGAGCAGCAUCCGCAAGUACGACCAGGAGGAGCCCCCACCGGAAGACAAAGGAACGGGCUCCACAAAGGAGUCCCUAGAUGAUCUUUUUCCCACGGACGAGGAGGAACAGUCACAGAUAUCUCAGCCCCACGGUAGCAGUGUGGCAGCAGCGGCCCAGCAGGGAGGCUAUGAGAUCCCGGCCCGCCUGAGGACCCUUCAUAACCUGGUGAUCCAGUACGCCUCCCAGGGCCGCUACGAGGUGGCCGUGCCCCUCUGCAAACAGGCCCUGGAGGACCUGGAGAAGUCCUCGGGCCACAGCCACCCUGACGUGGCCACCAUGCUCAACAUACUGGCCCUGGUCUACAGAGACCAGAACAAGUACAAAGAGGCGGCGAACCUCCUGAAUGACGCAUUGGCCAUCCGGGAGAAGACCCUGGGCAUAGAUCACCCUGCGGUGGCAGCCACACUCAACAAUCUUGCUGUACUGUAUGGAAAGAGAGGGAAGUACAAGGAAGCUGAGCCACUGUGUAAGAGAGCCCUGGAGAUCAGAGAGAAGGUGUUAGGCACGGACCACCCUGACGUGGCAAAGCAGCUGAACAACCUGGCGCUGCUGUGUCAGAACCAGGGCAAGUACCAGGAAGUGGAGCAGUACUACGAGCGUGCCCUGCACAUCUACCAGAGCAGGCUGGGCCCCGACGACACCAACGUGGCCAAGACCAAGAAUAACCUGGCUUCAUGUUACCUGAAACAAGGGAAGUACAGACAAGCUGAGGCUCUGUAUAAAGAGAUCCUGACCCUGGCCCAUGAAAAAGAGUUUGGAUCUGUGGAUGGUGAGGUGCGGGACAUCUGCACCCACACGGGAGAGGAGGGCUCCAUGCAGGAUGGGCUGGGCAGUCUGAAGCGCAGCGGCUCGUUCACCAAACUCCGCGAGUCGAUACGCAGGAGCAGCGAGAAGCUGGUCAGGAAGCUGAAAGGAGUCGGAACUCAGGAUACCACCCCUCCGACUCCUGGGAUGAAAAGGGCUAAUUCUCUGAAUGUGCUGAACGUGGGUGCGAGGGAGCGUCAAGAAGCGGCAAGGGGCACCAGCGACCUAACAGAGAACCGAACCCUGAGCUCCAGCACCCAGAGCCUUGCACGGCGAGGGUCCCUCAGCUACACCUCUGAACACUAGCCCCCCUCCCAACAUCCAGGAAGUACUCUCAUACAGCUCUGACCCCUACUCCACUCUCCGUCUGUGGAUUGGCCUCUUGUGCCUACAUGGGUCACUCCCCCCCUUCCCUGUUUAAAUCGAACACUGUUCCAUUAUCAGUUGAGGUUUGUUUACUGCACUAUGUUGUAGUGGGGGGAGGCCACUGGUACUCCUUGCCUGCUGUCUGCUAGUUUCAUCCCCUGGUGCCCCAGUUCUAGGGUAUAGAUUAGGAUACACACAGCAAUGAGGACUGGUUUUGAGUGACACAGAUUGUAUCCAUUUCAGACCAGUUUAAUCUGGAAAUGAAAUGACAAUCCAUUUUGCUUUUUUAUAAUGAUUUAGUAAUGCUCUGUUGUGACUUACUGUACAAGGAGGGAAAUGCUUGAAUUCUUAAAUGAUUGUUCACAAUUAUGAACAUGUUGAUAUUUCUAUUAAGGUAGUGUCUGAAGCUAUUGGAUAUUAUCUAAAUGACUGUAGCUAUGCAUGAAAAAAAUACUUUAUUUAUACAAUAUGGUUUUUUAAAUGUGUUACAUUCUGAUUUUAUCUUCUUGUGUUCAUGUUUACCAGCGGUUCUCGUGUUUUUGGCACUAGAUUUUAAUUCCAAAACGCUGAUCUGCACAAGCACAAUUAAAACAAAGAUUUACUAAUACAUCUAGUGAAUGUGAUGCACAAUCUGUGUAUUGGCUUCCAUAUUAGGUUAUGGUAAAGGACUCUCCUUAGUCCACAAUAUUACAGCAAAAUCUCUACUUCCCAGUCCAGCUGUAGAAUGCUAUGUAAUUAUUGUCUAAGGCUUGGCAUUCUGUGAAAUGUUUGAACUAUGUUUUGCCGAUUUCAUUAUGAGCAGAUAUAAAAAGCAUAAGGGGCUCCCAAGUGGCACAGUCUAAGGCACUGCAUCUCAGUGCUAGAGGUGUCACUACAGACCCUGGUUCGAUUCCAGGCUGUAUCACAACCAGCCGUGAUUGGGAGUGCCAUAGGGCGUCGUUAGGGUUUGUAAAUAAGAAUUUGUUCUUAACUGACUUGCCUAGUUAAAUAAAAUGAAACUAUUUUGAUGGGCCAAAAGUAAAAGCACUACAGUAUGUGCCUGUAUGUAAUCUAUUAUUUUUAAAUUUCUCAGUUUGGUAUACAUUUACAUUUUUGGGGGUAGCUAGCUCUAAUUUAAAUUCCUUCUGGAACAUGUUUAAAAAUUAUUUGAUUUUGUUGAUGUAGCCUAUGCAUCUUAUUCAGGAUGUUAGCAAGUCAAGAGUAAAUAUAUGCAAUUUGAGGCACAAAAAGUGAUUGUUAAUCCAUUGUGGCGGUAUUGCCACGUGAUCAUUGAAAGAGCUGUAGAGUAGUCACUAAUGUAGAAAACCUAGAUUGUUAACCCCCAUUAAGAUGGAUUGAAGGCGUUAAAUGCAGAUUGCGACAAGGUCGCCAUUUCGAAUCCCAAUGAGCCUUUUGUUUUCCAACCUUAACCAUUCACAUUUCUCAUUUGACGUUCUAAAUUACUAAUUGACUGAACAGCUUUAUAAAUGUGGGAAACGUGUGGCACCCUCCCUCAUGCUGCUGCAGUGGACUAGAACUGGGAUAGGGACCAGAAGGCCACAGGUUCUAAUCUUUGCCAUGCCCUUUUAAUCGUCGACACUGGUCAAAAAAAUAAGGGGGCACAAUCCGAUCAGGACACAGAAUGCAUGUUAGAACCGGGGAUAUAAACUGACAAAAGCAAUCAAUCAUUUCUAUUGCGCAAUCUGAAACGCUUGAUACAGAAGGUCAUUUCCAAUUGAGUCGACAUAUGCAGCGUUUACCAUGAAUGCAGUCUUCGCCAACACGGGAACAUUGCCUUUAAAUUUGAAUCACGCUGUAACGCUGACCUUCAGCGGUACAGAUUAAAUAGAAUCCUACUUAUUUAUGUAGAACUCUUGCUGUUACGGAGAGCUUUCUUUGCAGAUUGUCAAUGUUAUUGAAAAUGACAAAUGUAUUUUAUAUCUGGAAACCAUAAACAAAUGUCAAAUAAAGUAUAUCGAGUCUCUUCAAUCCACUGUAUUCAUGCUAGCCUUGUCUGUAUCAUGAUGUACAUGUGCAAAUAUUUAGAAGACAAAAAUAAACAUGCUAGAAACUGUAAA
Molecule: messenger RNA, 3918 nt
Organism: Salvelinus fontinalis (brook trout)
Lineage: Eukaryota; Metazoa; Chordata; Actinopteri; Salmoniformes; Salmonidae
Product: kinesin light chain 1-like
Exons: 12
Coding region: 251-1801 (516 amino acids)
Biological process (GO): axo-dendritic transport
Cellular component (GO): membrane-bounded organelle; kinesin complex; cytoplasm
Molecular function (GO): kinesin binding
Source: RefSeq, a predicted model, not a curated record